AUGUUAGAAAAAGGGAUAAUACAAGAGUGCCGAAGCAAGUGGCACAGUCCCAUUGUGGCUGUCCUGAAACCUGAUGGAAAAAUUAGGCUCUGUAUUGAUUUCCAGAAAGUGAAUGUGGUGGCCAAGUUUGAUGCUUAUCCCAUGGCGAGGGUGGAUGAAAUGGUGGAGAAUGUAGGACAAGCUAGCUAUAUGGAUCUGAUGAAACGCUGCUGGUGGGUCCCAUUAGCACCUGAAGACCAAGAAAAAACAGCCUUUGCUACACCCUGGGGCCUAUUUCAAUUCCGACAUGUGCCUUUUGGAUUGCACAGAGCGGCGGCAAUGUUCCAAUGGCUGAUGGACAGAGUCCUGGUGCUGUAUGGGGGUUACGCUGCAGCAUAUAUAAACAAUAUUAUUGUGUAUAUGACAGAUUGA
Gavialis gangeticus (Gharial) is the source of this 411-nucleotide messenger RNA. RefSeq names its product RNA-directed DNA polymerase homolog. The transcript has a single exon. NCBI's taxonomy places the organism in Eukaryota, Metazoa, Chordata, Crocodylia, Gavialidae. The record is from RefSeq and is a predicted model, not a curated record. Bases 1 to 411 code for a protein of 136 amino acids.